This is a messenger RNA of Chiloscyllium plagiosum (whitespotted bambooshark), 1433 nucleotides long. It is a transcript of the gene rnf181, whose product is annotated as ring finger protein 181. Gene Ontology annotation, biological process: protein ubiquitination. Gene Ontology annotation, cellular component: cytoplasm. Gene Ontology annotation, molecular function: ubiquitin protein ligase activity. Lineage: Eukaryota; Metazoa; Chordata; Chondrichthyes; Orectolobiformes; Hemiscylliidae. The record is from RefSeq and is a predicted model, not a curated record.
CCAAGGGGAGCCGGAGCCGGCCCCGCCCACUCGGAACAAGAUGGCGUCGUAUUUCGAGGAGCACGACUGCGAGGCGACCGAUCCCGAGGAACAGUACCGGCAGAACGCGCUGCUGGAGCUCGCCAGGUCUUUGCUGGCAGGGAUCGAUCUCGACCUCGGGCAGGUGGAUAUCUCUGACUGGGAUCACCGCCUGCCACCCGCUGCUAAAAAGGAGAUUGUGCAGAACCUCCCGACAGUCCCUGUGACACCCGCACAAGCAGAUAAAGGCCUGAAGUGUCCGGUCUGUUUACUGGAGUUUGAGGAAGAGGAGAAGGUGAAGAAGAUGCCGUGUGAACAUUUCUUCCACUCUGGUUGUCUCGUGCCCUGGUUGGGAAAGACGAAUUCCUGUCCGUUGUGCAGACUCGAGUUGCCCACUGACAAUCCAGAGUACGAGGAGUACAAGCAAGACAGGGAGCGAAGGAAGCAGAAGGAGCACCGCCUGGAAUACCUGCAUGGUGCCAUGUACACAUGACCAACCGGGGCAUGGUCCUUCGAGCCCCUCGGUGCGUUUUCUUUCCCGCCAUCCCGGUGGCUCCUGGUCAGGCUCCCGGAGCUUCUGAAGAGUUGUCGGAAUGGACCCUGCUUUCCUUUCCCUUUGAAACCAGCAGGUAGCGCGGUGCACUUUGAGACUGGGUUUCUGCAAAUCUGACGGGCGCUGUGGAAGAGUUCGUGUCUUCGCCAUCUCCGUGUGCUUCGGGACAUUGUUACUGGAGCCGCCAACAAUCGCAACGCCUGUUCUUUACAAACCCAAUUCCAUUUGAAAGUUUUCUUCCAGAAAUUGGAUCUAUUGGACCAAAAAAUGUGUGAAAUAUUAAAUGUCUGUACAACAGAAUCUCUGCACUAACAAUCUCAAAUCAUCAGUCCAUCUCACUGGUGUUUUUCUGACUUACUGCUGUGUGGUUUGAGAGCCUUUUGAAUUGAAAUUGUAUCCAUAAUCCAUUUCCCUCUUUUUAUUAGUUCAGGUGCUCUGUAUUUCUUUUCCUCCUUCUGGGCUGCCUUAAGAUCUGUUCCAGGGAUUGAGUUCCCAGUGCGUCCUUGUCAGUGGGUCAGUUAGAAGGUUUUAAUGGCUUUGGAGCUGGGAUUGAGCACAUGCCGUUUAACAUUGCAUGACUAAGGCAAACCAUUUACAAUGAGCUGAUGGCGGUGAAGAAACCCCACUGCUCCUCCUGUAGGCGGGAAGUCACGAGCAGUGCAUCUUCAAAUGUUAGUUUGACUGGCCUUUUUGACAUUUAAGAGUCUUUUAAAAAUCACUGGCUCUAUGCAAAGUCUAUUCUGUAGUUGUGAAUCUGCGUGCUCCUUUAAUGUGACUCUCGGGCACGUUGGGCCAAUAGGCUUGUGAACUUGCUUUGUCAUAUGGUGAAUGCUUUCUGCUGGAAAUGAAUUGUCUAACCAAG